Messenger RNA from Parathielavia appendiculata, 318 nucleotides. RefSeq lists its product as uncharacterized. The transcript has 2 exons. The record is from RefSeq and is a predicted model, not a curated record. The coding region runs from base 1 to 318 and encodes 105 amino acids. NCBI's taxonomy places the organism in Eukaryota, Fungi, Ascomycota, Sordariomycetes, Sordariales, Chaetomiaceae.
AUGUCUCUCAACACGCUCAUCUCGACCAUCCUCCUCCAGCUGUGCCUGGCUCCUCUGGGCCUCGCCGCUCCCGUCUCAACCGAGGCGCUAGACAACAGCUGGCAGUACGGCACCGGCGGCGGACUGCUGGGGCUUGUCGUCCUCAUCCUGGACGUCAUCGUGUUCGUCGAGGUUCUCAAGUCGAGCCGCCCACCCGUUCAGAAGCUCGUCUGGUGCCUGGUCGUCUUCCUGUUCCCGGUCAUCGGCAUGAUCAUCUACUACCUGUUCUCGAAUCGGUCUGCGUACCAGCGGGGCGCCGGCUACGAGACACUGGCUUAG